AUGUAUACUCUAGUUACAGCUGCACUCGCCUUCGCAGAACAUGGCGAGGAACAGAACAUCAAGCGCGAGAAGAAUCAAAGUAGCGAGGAAAAACAAAAGCAACAGACAGCUCGGGGUCGCUUAGCUCAGAUUGCAAAAACACUUCCGAAAAAGGAUAAGGAGACUGCAGGUACGGAAUUGGAUAUGAAGCGAUUGGUUGACGAGGGGUUACUGGCCAGGCUUCGUUCGGGUUAUAGUGGGGAUAGAGAGCAGGGUGUGGAGUCUUUGAAGACGGUGAGGUGGGAGGGUGGUGUUGGGGAGGGGAUAUUAUCCAGGCGUCGUUCGAACUAUACGAGCGAUAGAGAGCAGCGUGUGGAGUCUUUGAUGACGGUGAGGGGGGAUGGGGAAUCCGAGGUGGCGAUGGAGGAGGGGCGUGAGGAGGGGGAGGAGGAGGAGGGGAUUGAUGGAGUGUGUAAGGAGGAGUCAGAGGGAGAAGUAGAGAGAGGAAUGAAAUAA
Botrytis byssoidea is the source of this 495-nucleotide messenger RNA. RefSeq lists its product as uncharacterized. The record is from RefSeq and is a predicted model, not a curated record. Lineage: Eukaryota; Fungi; Ascomycota; Leotiomycetes; Helotiales; Sclerotiniaceae. The coding region runs from base 1 to 495 and encodes 164 amino acids. The transcript has a single exon.